ACAUGAUGUCCCCUCCAGACCGCAAUCAUUCAUUCCCUCCAAAUGUAAUCAGAGAGCGUGGCUGCGUGUCCAGCAUGUGUGAGUCUAUGUCCUGAGGGAGCGCCAGAGAGCCUGGGAGUUGUCCUCACCAUGAGCAGAAUCUACUCCUAAACCUGAAGAAGAGGGAAAAGAAAGUUCACUGGCUAAUUAUCCGUGCGGCUGGCCAUUGUGUCUUGAUCCACUGUGAAUAACCGGGCACACAAAUAAUGGCUGGUCUAGGAUGUGUGGUGUCGGUGGGUGACCCGGCUGGUCUAGGAUGUGUGGAGUCGGUGAGUGACCCGGCUGGUCUAGGAUGUGUGGAGUCGGUGAGUGACCCGGCUGGUCUAGGAUGUGUGGAGUCGGUGAGUGACCCGGCUGGUCUAGGAUGUGUGGAGUCGGUGAGUGACCCGGCUGGUCUAGGAUGUGUGGAGUCGGUGAGUGACCCGGCUGGUCUAGGAUGUGUGGAGUCGGUGAGUGACCCGGCUGGUCUAGGAUGUGUGGAGUCGGUGAGUGACCCGGCUGGUCUAGGAUGUGUGGAGUCGGUGAGUGACCCGGCUGGUCUAGGAUGUGUGGAGUCGGUGAGUGACCCGGCUGGUCUAGGAUGUGUGGAGUCGGUGAGUGACCCGGCUGGUCUAGGAUGUGUGGAGUCGGUGAGUGACCCGGCUGGUCUAGGAUGUGUGGAGUCGGUGAGUGACCCGGCUGGUCUAGGAUGUGUGGAGUCGGUGAGUGACCCGGCUGGUCUAGGAUGUGUGGAGUCGGUGAGUGACCCGGCUGGUCUAGGAUGUGUGGAGUCGGUGAGUGACCCGGCUGGUCUAGGAUGUGUGGAGUCGGUGAGUGACCCGGCUGGUCUAGGAUGUGUGGAGUCGGUGAGUGACCCGGCUGGUCUAGGAUGUGUGGAGUCGGUGAGUGACCCGGCUGGUCUAGGAUGUGUGGAGUCGGUGAGUGACCCGGCUGGUCUAGGAUGUGUGGAGUCGGUGAGUGACCCGGCUGGUCUAGGAUGUGUGGAGUCGGUGAGUGACCCGGCUGGUCUAGGAUGUGUGGAGUCGGUGAGUGACCCGGCUGGUCUAGGAUGUGUGGAGUCGGUGAGUGACCCGGCUGGUCUAGGAUGUGUGGAGUCGGUGAGUGACCCGGCUGGUCUAGGAUGUGUGGAGUCGGUGAGUGACCCGGCUGGUCUAGGAUGUGUGGUGUCGGUGAGUGAUCCGGCUGGUCUAGGAUGUGUGGAGUCGGUGAGUGACCCGGCUGGUCUAGGAUGUGUGGUGUCGGUGAGUGAUGUGGCAAGUUUAGGAUGUGUUGGUUGGAGGUCGUGUGUUCUCGUUCCCUCAGUUUGUCGUACAUUAGUAAACGCUUUUUCAUGAUGGUAGGGAUGCCACUCCCCACACCCGCUGACGUCAUCCAUCUCCUCCAGGAUCCCCAUCAUCUCCAGAGCUCCAGCCACUACCCAGCUCCCGG
This is a messenger RNA of Bufo bufo (common toad), 1467 nucleotides long. RefSeq lists its product as uncharacterized. The record is from RefSeq and is a predicted model, not a curated record. The transcript has 2 exons. NCBI's taxonomy places the organism in Eukaryota, Metazoa, Chordata, Amphibia, Anura, Bufonidae. Gene Ontology annotation, cellular component: cytoplasm; cornified envelope. The coding region runs from base 246 to 1373 and encodes 375 amino acids.